AUGACUGUUCCUACGAAGCCAGCUAACACAGGCCGCAAUAAUGGAGGCCGCGACAGGAAUCGGAGGUUCUGGAGGAAAGGUCCACGGAACGGUUCGCGGAAAGCGCCCGAGGGACUGCGGGACUCCGGCGGCGACUCCGGCGGCGACUCCCAGCCGAGUCUGGAGAUGUUCCGGGCUUUCCGAGUCGAAAUGGACGAACGCAACGCCCGCUGCCGUCGUCUUCUGAAGCUCGGAUAUGACGUCAGCAGAGAGUGCAGACGCAUCGUUAAUCUGCUGAAUUGUCCCGUGAGUGCCGACGAGCGGGAGAAGGUUCUCGAGAAGGUCCACCGCCGAUUGAGCGAGCUGAGCGAUUUGGAGCUCCGAGGCAUGGCUGCCGAACUGAAGGGCCAGGACUACUACCAGUACCUGAGGGUGUUCACUGUGGGUCUUCAAGGGUACGUGAAGGCGGUGUCCUUCUUUCGCUACCUAAAAGAUGACUGCCUGGUGACGUUGGACGAGAUCAACAGUGCUCUGAUUUUUGAGACGCAAGCUGAGGAACCGGAAAGCGAAAGAGCCCUUCGCACUGAUUCCACCGGGGAGAUGUCACCCGCCAAGUCGACUGAAGGUGGCGGCUACUUCUCGCUGGAGGUCACUCUCAUCGACUACUUGCACGGCGUCGCAGACAUGGCCCUAGAGCUGAAGCGCAUGUCGGUGUCCGCGCUGGGACGUGGCGACCGGGAGACACCGCGCGAAAUGUGCCGGUUCCUUCGAGACCUGUACACCGGGUUCAUCUUCUGCAACUUCCUGCCCUGUCAGAGCUCGUGGCCAAGCCGCGACCCUGGCAACAGGACGUGGGAUCUGCGCCAGAACGUGGUCGAAGUCGAGAAGGCCUGCUAUGCCGCCAUGCUUCACGGCCCCUCUGGUGGGGGGACCCAGGACGCCGAGGUAGCGGCUGUUCUCGCCCUGAUGGAAGACCUCGCGGUGGUCGACGGGGAACACCUCGUGGAAGUCGAGGGGGAAGACCUCGGGGAGGUCGAGGUGGAAAACCUCGUAGAAGCUUGA
Messenger RNA from Rhipicephalus microplus (southern cattle tick), 1041 nucleotides. Its product is annotated as translin-associated protein X. Gene Ontology annotation, molecular function: sequence-specific DNA binding. The record is from RefSeq and is a predicted model, not a curated record. NCBI's taxonomy places the organism in Eukaryota, Metazoa, Arthropoda, Arachnida, Ixodida, Ixodidae.